CCUGGGCAGGUACCUAGGCAGGUUAGGUGGCCGAUCGCCUGCCAUCAGGCAUCUUGGUUAGCGCAGAGAUAGGGUUCUAUCGUUCCUAACCUAGGUACGUUACGUACACGCAGGGACGCUCCCCUUCUUCCUCUGACAGGUCUCCCCGGGCCUGCUUACUUACCUAGGUAGGCAUACAGGUAGGAUGGGAAUUUCCACGUCGGCGUAUUCGGGGGCGUAUCUCCAACACACAACGGCUCUAUUGUGCGACGUUGUAUAUUCUGUUAUAGAUGCCUCCACCGUUGUACCGGCCGCGUACAAUACAUCUGGCUCCUCGCCGCCGGUGCGGCUCAGACAUGGUGGGCGCCAGAGAGCGUCAGAUGGGCUGCGACUCAUUCGCCGGACCGGACCUGUUUGACCACUCACAUAGAUCACGCUCGAUCUCAUCAGCCAAGUAUCAUACUACCUCCUCCUGCUCGGCAGCCAAUCCGAGCCCGUCUCUCCCCUCUUCCCUCUUCUCCUUUGGCGCCCUCCUUCUGGCACCGCUGUCUCUGUUUGGACAGCUGCGUAGACCUCUACGCUUAUCACGGCAGGCUUUUUCCCUUCUUUUCUAUUUUCCACCCCUUUUCCCUUUUUUUCUUUUUCCCUCUCACUCUCUCCAUAAAUAAUGUUCGUAGUAUUGUUUAUGGGUGGAAAUUCCGAUCCGUCGAAAUCCCAUGCACCCCCUAACAAAUCCAUCCUUCCCAUAUAUGUAUUUAUGCUAUACCUAGGGAGGUAUCUACCUACCUACCUAUCUAUCCUAGACGCCGACUUUCUCCCCCAUUGCCAAACGUGUAUAUACAUGGAUACCUACCUAGGUAGGUAACUUAGGUAGAUAUUCAUAUCGACGUAAAUAAACAAAUACCUCCCUACUACGUACGCCUGUAUAUGCGCAUCUAUCCUGUGAGCAGCGUCUCCAACAUCCUGCGAUACCCAAAUACACGCACCCAUGCGUGUCGCAAACGUUACAACCGAACGUCGGUGCUCUUGCGCGGUCUAGCCCCGUAGGGAAUGUCCGUUCGCGAUCGCCCGAACCGGGAUACAGGUCAACACACAGCUAACUACAUGCGCAUCUGCUCAUAUGUAUUGUCAUGCAUCGUCACCUUGCUU
This is a messenger RNA of Durotheca rogersii, 1128 nucleotides long. RefSeq lists its product as uncharacterized. The annotation marks the transcript as partial. NCBI's taxonomy places the organism in Eukaryota, Fungi, Ascomycota, Sordariomycetes, Xylariales, Xylariaceae. The record is from RefSeq and is a predicted model, not a curated record. The transcript has a single exon.